CGAUACAACUGAAGAUGGCGGCAAAAAUUUGACAGAAGGGGUCUCGAAGAACAAGAGAUCGUUCUGGUCAUGGAGUAUGGUUAAAACCACAAUACCUGUGACGAAAAGUUAUUCUUAAAUUGUAGAAGGAUGAACUUUAACGAAGAGGAGCUUCAAUCUUUAUCGUUUCAAUGCGAACAGGUUAGCAGUAGUUGUCACGGUGUGCCGGAAGUGUGUAAAAUGCCAAAGUCAGAAUAGUAACCUUAUUCACUCAUUGAUUUUAUAUGAAAUUUUGCCUCAAGUAAAUUUGAUUCUUCAUGAUGAAAAUUAAAACAAACUCGUGUUUUCAUUUAAGCUAUAUUCGCAAACAUCAGGGGUCUCAUUGUGUUGUUUUAGUUUAUAAUAAUUUCCAGAAUUUUUGAGCGCUGAUCUCCAUCAAGCUUAAGUUAUAUCACUGUACAUGUUAAGGUUUUGGGGCCUGUUACAGUUAUAGAUUUGACGAAGCUGUGGCACUGAACAACCCAGCUUUUUUCCGUAGCUUUGUAAGAUGUUGCUUAUGUUUGACCAAAUUAACAACAAAUAACUUAAAAAUGUCUGAAAAUCCACACAUGUUCUUAUUCCUUUAGGGUUGGGGGGGGGGGGGGGGGCUACUCCCAUAUGUGGGCCAUAUAGGUAUGUGCCCCCCGAUAAGUUAUGGUUUGUUAGGGUCUCGAACCUUAAACAGGGUAUCAUUUUUGCCUUUGUUAGCGUUAUAAUCCUGGUGUGAUCCUUUUAAUUACUAAAUUUCACCUAAAAUUCAAGUGCGUUAAUGCCCAGCCACACCAGAAACAAAUCAUUGUUAAAAUUAAACUUUACCUUUGUGUAUAAGGAAUGCGAUGUAAAGAAGAUUUGUGUGCUUCCUUUAAAUUCUUACUUCUUGUUUUUCCCUUAACAGAUUUCGGCCUCAAAUAGAGUAUAAGUUUUUGUCUGUCUUGUCCUUGCAUAGGGUCAGGUUUAAGACCCUGGGUAGCACAGACUUAUCCGAAAUUUUUGGGAGAACCCUCCCCCGCUCCCCCUGCUCUGCUCCAGGUGUGUACUGUACACACCAUUCAUUACCUCUUGCAGGCAUUGUUGACAUUGUACGGUGGGCAAAAUCAGGCUGACAGAGAUGCAGCCCAUAAGUGGUUGUUGGCGACACAGAAGUCACAACACGCAUGGCAACUGUGCUGGAGGCUGAUGCACAGAGAAAAGGUUUGAAAACUUUAUCAACAUUUUACUGAGUACAGUUGAUACACUGUUGAUUGUCUGUUCGCUGACAACUAGCUUUGGUCAUCUGUUGUCUAUUAUUGGUGGUUAAAAUUGUUUUGACCAACAUCUAGUUUGGCUAGGCUGUUAUUAAGCAAUUAUUGGAUGAGGUUGAGCAUGAUAUCAUGAAUUAUCAAAACCUCGCGUUGUUCCUCCCAAUUUCCCAAUUAAAAUCAUCUUAAACCGAAUAAAACAAUAGGCAAAGAAGACAUUCAGCCAGCCUGAAAACACUGGGGUCACCAGAAAAGUUUUUUUGCAAUGUCUGCACUUUAUCACGUCAAGUUUUGUUGAUUGGAUGCUUACCAAUCAGAUGUUUCAUAGUGAGUCUGAUGUAUAAUAAAAGAAAUUGUUGUUCCCAAUUUCCCACAAAAGACAAUACAUGUCGAGAGGGGAAUGUGGUCAAGAAAAGUCUUUUUUUGACUUUAACUUUUUGUCUUAUUCAAGAUCACAGAAAUUCAAUUUUUUGGUGCAUCCAUGCUCCACUUCAAGAUUUCCAAAAACUGGUUGGUAGAUUUUUACUUUCAUAUGUUUUAUACACUGUGAUUAAGUAGUCAAAUGUAGGAUCUAAACCUUUUUCAGGGUUUGUUUGUCAAUAACUUUGCAUAAUGUAACAGAGAAAUAACUAGCAUUUCUGUUUUGCGGAAUUUUUACCGGUAGUAUUUUUUUCUUUCAGGAACGAGCUUCAAGAGCAACAUUACAAUGACUUACGAUCAGAACUUUUCAACCACAUUCUUGUUUUUUCCAGUGGACCACGUAUUGUUCUUACAAGACUCUGCAUUGCAGUAAGUGUUUUUAUAUGUAAUUAUGCUAUGCUUAAAGAGGAACUGAAGGGAGCUAGGGGUGGCACCAGAAAAUUCUGUCAGGACUUGUCGAGAUACUUGCCAGCUAUAUAGAUACUAUUUUAUUGAGAAUUCUUUAACAAUAAUUCAAAAUUUCCAACAAAAGUGGCGCUUCUCAGACUACCCUAAAUCUGCCCAUGGCUGAGCCCAGAAGCUCAGACACUGUGACAUCUUUAGUACUCAACAUGGUAUUUUACACAGUGUGGCUUUUGAGCUAAAUUUUUUCUUGUCUAAGUCACCACGCCUCUUCAGGUGCUGCCAGAGGUAUAACCUUAGUUAUUUGGGAUGUAAUAAAUUGAGAGAAAUAGUUGACAGUGUUCUUGUUUUAUAAUUAUUGUGUAAAUUUGUUUUCAACAGCUAGCUGCCUUUGCUCUCAAUACUAUGCCUGAACACUGGAGUAAUGCAGUCACCGACAUUAUCACUACAUUUCAAAAUGCCCCUACAAGCUCAUCACAGGUGAAAUCCUUAUCUAGUAGAGCAGUAGUAGUAAGGUUGUACUGUUACAUUUGUUUAAAUUAAUAAUUUACCAGAAUUAGAUGCAAACCCAACUUCUGAUCUGAUUAAUGCCUUGACUGAAUACGUACAGUAUCUGUCAUCUCACAUACUUGGAACAAGGGAAAAAAAUCACAUUUUCCUAGAGAUAAGCAGUUUUGACAAGAAAAACUGAAAAAAAUUCAGGCUUGAACAGGAUUCAAACCCAUGACCUCUGUGAUACUGAUGUAGUAUUCUUACCACUUAGUUUUUACAACUGCAUAAUUUGCACAUAUAUUUAUCACUGUGAGGAUCUUUCAUGCGUUAAAUCUUUCCUCUGUAGUUCAGUAUGUUAAUUUUUGUACAUUCACUUUCAUUUCACUACCAACAGGAUUACUGAAAAUGACUUCAUCUCCUUACUAUGUUUGUAACUUUUUCUGCAGGGCAGUGUUUGGCCCAUCUCGAUGCUUGAAAUCCUUACUGUGUUGCCGGAAGAGGUUUGUUUAUGAAAUAGUGUAUUUUCAAGUCAUUAGAGAGGCUACUUGACAGGAUCAAGGCCCUUAAGACUGUGAGGUCAUGUAUGAAGCUGUUAAUCCUUUCCUAAUUUGGUCAUAACUACAGUUAUAUAGGCAGUUGCAUUGUCAUAGAAAUGGCUUAAAAAGUUGUAAACGUUUCCCCUUGUGGUUUUGUAGCAGAUAAAUAUUUCUUCAUGGCUGAGCUGACUAAAAGGUUUGAGAAAUUACCCAUAUUGCUAAGCAACCUUAUUGUGCCUGCUUUGCGACAAAAUUGAAAUACCUGUGUCUUUUUUGUCUUUAAUUUUUUCCUAUUAGUUUCACUCAAGUGAUUUUGCACCUGGAAGAAAAGUUACUCUGAGAGGUGAAUUAAAUUCUGGUGUACCCCAAGGUAUGACACACUAAACACUGUCUUGUAUAUUUUUCUUGACCCUUAAAGAAAACAUACUUUGAACUAUGAUUUUCUUGCAGCUCAUUUAGUUUCCUUACCUUUGACUGAGGCGCUCUUGGGCUUGGACAUGCAUGUCCUUAGCCUGAAUUUCAAACAAAUUUAGAAAGAAGCCAUGUCCCUGUCAGAUUCACUGUCACAGCUUCAAUCCAUCUUUGUUUCUUUUGUGCCCAUUUCUUCUGUCUUAUGUUGACCACUGUUUCAAGGCCAUGUCAUUUUCAAAAUUUUCUGUACCAAGGCCUCACGAAAAGCAAAAUUUAAGUAAAUCAAUAAGUGUAAUUUUGUUCCUUACAGUUGUCAAGGUUAUCCAUCAAACAUUAUUACCAACACAGUCUGUUCAAGUCAGGCAACAGGUACUUACACCUUCUGCAAAUAUGAUUUUGUUUAUCCAUCAUUACUUUUAAAUUAAUGUUAAGUUUCUGACUUUAUUCUUUACUGCUUUAAGACACUCAAAUGUCUGAUCAGCUGGGUGCAGUUUGGAGUGACAGUUGUUGAUCUUGAUGAUUCUCUACCACUGGUCUUUGAAUCAGUACAUAAUCCAGAGUUGUUUGAUGAAAGUGUGGACUUGAUUGUUGAGGUUGCCUCGCAUCCGUCAGGGACAAAGUAAGCAAGUUCUGACAUAUUCUUCUUAAAACCCGAUCAUCAUUUUCAGCCUGUGCCCACGAGCAAGUAAAUGGGCAAAUGUCAAAUCUGAGCCCACAAUUUAUUUUCAAAUAAAGAUUUGGAAUGCCUGUAAGUGGUCAAAGUCUGACUGUAAGUCUUAUCCUUCUCAGAUAUCCAAGUUAUAUGUGGAAAUUUGUGUCAAGUGUAUUGGGGCUUGGUGAAACAUUAAGGACAGCCUUGCAGUCAGGAGAUAUGGUGAGUCAUACUAAAAUAUAGAAGUUUUCCCAUUGCCAUGAUAGUUUCACAUAUUAUCAUCUAUCAGUUGAUCAGAACUCACUAGGACUUAGGUAUUGGUUUCCCUACCCUCUAUGGGGUAGUACAAGAGAGUCUCCAGAUUUUAGAUCUCCAGAGGUUGGCAUCUCUGCAAGUGAGUAUUCUCGUCUCAGCUACAACACUAUCUGUUAAAUAACUACACUGCUGUUUUUCUUGGGGAUUAUACACACCAACUUUACGUUCACUUUUCAUACUCCUUUAAAUUCCCUUUUCGUUUGAUCACAGGACACUUCAAGAGGGUUAUGUCGAGUCAUGGUCUCUCUGGCCGAGACACAUCUGAAGCUGCUUUUUUCUGCUGAUACUGAGGAACGGGAAUUACAAGGGUUUACUCUUGUACAGUUGUUAUUGGUAAGUACUGCAAUCGAACCCUGCUUUAUGGACACCUCAUUGUUACAGACAGUUUUCCUUACAUCCCUGGGGAAAGUAACCCCUCACAUUUUCUCUAAAUUCAACCCCCUUGAUGCAGACGCCCUGGUAUUACAGACACUUUCCAAUUGGCUCUCUCAGUGUCUCUUUUGAUGGGGUUUGACUCUACCAAGAAUAAUUUGCUUUGCUAUCUGUGAAAGAAAAGAGAAGAAAGUUUCAAACCAAUAUUGCAAACAUGGAUUUACGAGUGGUCUCGUUACUGGCUUUGCCUGGAAAUAUUACGGUUCAACAGUUUUGUGUGAACAAUGUCAAAGUGUCCAGUCAAAUUUUUCACCUGGUCGAAAAGUUGACUGGUAUCCUGUGAAUGUAGCCUUAGUUCACUCAAAAAUUCGCUGACCUGAUAUCAACCACUGCUGGAAAUGCUACUACUCUUCUCUGAUUUGCUAAGAGCUUUGCAAUUUUACAGAUGAAUCUUUAGAAAAUCUGAAAAUUUAAGAUGCUCACAGUGACCCAGGCCUUUUGUGAGAGCAGGGCUGCCCAGCUAAGAUUUCAAGCUCAAACUGGGUACGUGUAUAUGAAAUUAGUAGGCAGGAAAAUGAACAACAAAGGAGUUCUUUUGGUUUUAUUUUUCUUUUGUUUGCUAUGAUCACGUAGGCAGCGGUCAUGCUCAUAGUAACCAGGGGAAAUCUCUGGCCCCUUUGGCCCUUAGUGAUAGCCCUGUGUUAGAGAGGUUCUUUGGGCUUAUGGUUUCCAGACAACACCAGCCUUUGAGAAUGGGUGUCUUUUGUCAUUUUGAGCUUUCUGUUUUCGACAUGUAGGAGUGCACAGGGGCACCAGGCUGGUAUCCUGUUGACGAACAAUGCAGUGAGAUGACAUUCAACUUUUGGUACACCUUACAGGUUUGAUACGCUGCAGACAAUUAACUGUGUUUUGCUUUUGUUCAAACAACAGUCUGAAGUGUAUUUGCAAUAUCUAAAAUUGUUGUAAAUUAUUUAAUGUUUUAGGAUGAUGUAAGUGCCGAGGAGCCAAGUCUAAUGGUUAAACACACAGCUAUGUAUGGCCCAGUACUAUUAUCACUUUGUGAGGUACUUUAAAUUAAUACCAAACGUUAUACUUUUUCAAGCUGAAGAAAAUCUGUCUUUUAAAAUAUAAUGAGCUCACUGCAAUGUUUAAAAAAAUCGCCGUUUUUACAUGUGUGAAAAGAAGCCCUGCCCGGUAUGGUUUUUCUGCCGGCUCAAAAGCUUUCCAUUGUAGUGUAAAUAUAGCCUAAGUCAACCCAUUAUGGCAUGAAUGUUCUCCACCUCUUUCUAUUUUUUCUUGCUCUAGCAUCCACUUUCUGCUGCUUUCUACUAUCUGAAUGCAUGGAAGAGACUAUAACCUUCCUUAGUUCUUUUGUCUUAUUUAUUUCGGUAUUUUCGAUAUUUUCAGGUGUUUAUGCGAAAAGUACAGUUUCCUCCAGAAAAUAUUUGGCAGGGAUUUUCGUCAGGUAAGAAGCAAUCUGUGACACAUGAAUAUGGUUUACCAAUUACGUGAAAUUUAUUUCACUAAACUACUAGUAGCCCUAACCCAUACAAUGUAGUAAUAGUUGACAGAGCAAAUGAAAUGUGUGUGCGCACAGAGAUUCUCCCACAGGAGACUUGACAUGGCAAGUUUCACGUGUUUUCUUUGUUGAAAGAUCAAUGGCAAAAUUAAGCGACUGCAAGUAGUUUAUCACCUUUCGAUGUUCAUCUCCCAUGAACUCUGAUUAUGUUCACACUUAAACAGGGUGAUUUAUUUAAGGAUUAUAUCAGACUGUUUUUGUUACAUGUUUAGUGGUGUUAAUAGUGACUUUUCUCACUAAUCUCAGAGGAAAAAGAACAGUUUAGAUGCUACAGACAGGAUAUUGCAGACACUAUGGUAGGUGUGGGGAAACUACCCACCUACCCCUUCCCUAAGCCAACAUUUUGCCCUAAGUGAGAAGCAAGUGUUAAUGUUGGCUUAGGGGAGGGGAAGGUGGGCAGUUUCCCAGAAACCUAUAAUGAUUCAGUUUCAUUCCAGGUGGAUGGAGGGCCGAAUAUGGAAGGAGCCACACAUUGCUACUCAAUUAACUGAGUUUUGCAUUUUACUGGCAGAGUUUACAAAUCUGUGUUUUGGUUGCCGGCUGAAUUUGUAAACAUGGUUAAUAGUAUUGAAGAAGAGUAAUAUCUCAUUUUCUCCACCAAUUCAAUAGUGACUAUUGGACGUGAAAACUGUAAAUCUUGGUGAUACAAGCAGUAACUUUUCCUCAAAUAGUAAACACGUUAACAAGUUGUGUUUUUGUUUUCAGAUGUAUGUUUACUGUUUAUUGAGAGGACACUGUUUACAACACCUGCAUCACAUGUUAUCAACACUUUUAUCUGGUGAAACAGAGGGUAGUUGGCAGGUAAGUGCUUCUUCACUGCCACAGGCAAUCACUUUUAGGACCUGUUGCCCCCAGCUGAGUUACCCAAAAAUCUCCCUGUCAAACAUUUAUCCUACAAAUGCAUUAAUUUUUUUUGUUAGUUUACCGUUCUGCAUGUGGUGAAACAGGAAUCAUAGCCUGGUAGUGUGUUUUGGCAGCUUCACCACGGUUAAAGUUUCCUUCACAGCGCUGCAACAACUAAAACUGCGAGCUAUAAAGACAGUAGGAUUCCCUGGUCUCUUAUAGCCUGUUCAGGCAUUCAGAUAGUGGAGUGCAGUGCAAAGUCAGACAGACCACCCCCCACCCCACCCCCUUGCUGUUUUUCCUGCUCACAUCUUUUUGCGUCGUUCCCACAUUCUGAAAAUCUGGAACAGGCUGUUUUUCUCAUUGCAUUAACCAUAAAAUAGACGUGCUGGUACUGUAACCAUAACUCAACAAAGUGUUGCUUAUAAAGAAACCAGGCUGUAAAAACACCAACUGUAUGUCUCUAGUCCCUAGAUGCAACGCUUUAUCUGAUUCAAGCAGUGGCGGAAUAUGUUGACCCUUGUGAGGAAACCUUUAUCCCUGCAAUUCUGUCACUGUUGCCAAGGCUACCCGCUCAUUCAUGCGUGUCUCAGACAGCUUUGCUGAUGGUUGGUAGGUGUGCAUGAGGUAUACUUGAUAAACUGAACACUAAAUUCACUUACAUCUUUCCCAAAUUUCCUGUAAAAGUGUUGAAUUCUUUACCUGUUACCACCUUGUACAGAUAUGUGAACUGUGCCACAGGUGCAUUUGAGUUAUCACACUUUCUCAGGAUUUUGUGUACGGAGUCAAAAGCCAGAACCACCUUGUAAAACCGUAGCUUUCAGAAUCAGAUCCCUCAGGGUUUUGCUUUCUUGUGCAAAUUAGGGCUUUUGCUAUAUAAACUUCACUGGAAUUUCUAAAUUCAAAUUAUGAAGAAAAAACAAAAUGAAUUCUGAUCUUAGUCAUAGUACAAAUAGCCUUUUGUAGCUCUAGACAGUUUGUCAAUGUUUCGCAAUGUUUAACAAAUACAGCUGUAAGUUGCGCUAUCGGUAAAGUAGCGCUUGGUGUAGCAGGGAAAUUAAAUGAUAACAGGACAAGAGACUUUUCAGUCUCUUUUUCAAAUUUUUUUUUUCUGAUUUUCGUGCCUUCAGUGUACUUGACUAGAAGAGCUGAAUUUGUGUAAAGCUAACACACUUCUAUGGUCUUCAAUCACUUAAUCAGGUUCUUAUUCCGAGUGGCUCAAAUGUCACCCUGAUCACCUGCGCUCAGUACUUCCGGUUCUACUGGCUGGUUUGUCUCAAGAACACUUGGAGUCUGCUUCAACUCAGGCCCUACGUGGCAUCUGUGAGGAGUGUGUUCAAGAUUUAGAAUCCGAGUCUCUAACGGAGAUUCUUACCCAUUGUCAGGUAAGGCAAAUUUAGUUUUGUGCGUUUGCGCUUUGUGAUUGGCGUUAAAAUCUCGCGUUACUUUCUCCACCAAUCAAAAGCAGAGCCGAGCCAAAUGGUGACGGAACUUAGUCUUACGUUUUUCCUACAAAAAGUGUUUUCGUAUUUUACCUGACAAUUUUUUUUAUCUGCUCUUCAGGCGGCUCUUUCAGGCGGAGUUAUGAAGGUAAGUUGCUCUGUUUGUGCUAUCAACCCUCAGCCUUGUCAAUUCUCACUAUCAUUUGCCACUUUAGAACCGAGACGGAAACUGGGUCCAGUUAACUUUCGCAAAGACUUCAGGGACUGUUACUAAGGACAGGGAAAACUUAAUGCAAGGCCUGCAAUACCUCAAAUGACUGAUUUACUUGAGGCCAAUAUUUCGGCUUACAAAAUUAGACUUCGUCGGGGUCAGAGCUACUCUGAAAAAGAAUACUACAACGACUCUUAACAUUCAAAUUUAAAUUUACAUGAGAGGUUAAUGAAAAACUAAAAAUGAAAACAAUAGAUAGCAUGAUAGAUAGGUAAAUAAUUAUACAAUAAAGUGAUCAAAAGUUACAGUUCAACGUUCGUCCUUUCGGUUUAAACCAUCUGGUGAAAGACUUUUGCCUGUAUUUAUCAGGUAAGCUUCUCUUGCUUAACGGCGUGACAUACUAUUAAAAGUUUAGAUGAAAGUUCAGGCGGAAUAAGUUCUAUGACUGUGAUGGAGUGGCCAGGUCGAUUGGAGGCGUGUCCCUAGUAGAAUCCCAGAAACAAUUUCGGGAGACACUUCGCUGGGCUCCAGUUCCCUUCUCGCCGAGCCUCCUCCAGUAACUGUUCAAACCUUACUUUUUGACAGGAGCGUGAACGUAUUCGCUGCGUUGAGUGCAUUGGACAUGUGCUAUCUGUGCAAGAUACAGCUGAGGCUAUAGAGAAAGUGCGAGUUAUAUUUGAUCCUUAUGUGAAAGGCUUGGCACAGCUUGUACAACAUCAGGUAUUGUAUUGUGUAAUACAUGUAACUGAGCUACUAUAUGCCUGUUUAAUGGUGAGAAAUGUACUGUUUGUUAUACCAGUUAACUCAUAGAACACUGAACCGUUAACUUUAUAAAAGCAACAAGCCGAAUUUUCUAUUAGAUUACUAGCGUAAACUAAUCUGAAAAUCCACUUGAUAUGACGGUAGAACACGAGAAAAGCUUGUAAAUAACGAGCGGAAUAGUAAGUUGUUUAGAUACACAGAUAACUUUCGAAAACUAUUUUGGUUAUGAAAUGGUUAAGAAAUUCUGUUAUGCCUAUAACAGUUUCAAAAAAUUUGUGGUCGCUCCGAGUUCAGGUGAUCUAUCUGCAACAACCGAUGGGUUGCUCAUCAAGGACCAAUUUCUAUUAAUUCUUUGAGAAUGUGUUUGAAUUAAUAGUCGUAGUUGAUGUUUUAAUAAAUUGGGUUCUUGUCUCUACAGCCUACUCCAGAGCUCAACAGAAACCUCCAGUUUCACCUGCAAGUUUUUAUUUUGUUGUUCAAAUGUCUGGACCCUGACAGUAUUGAAAAUCAUCCCCACCCGGUAAGUAGUGGAUAUGAUUAACAAGUUACAUGUACUUGUAUCGAGUUUUCAGAUUGGUGCAUGAAACCAAAGCUGAAGAUUUUGAAAGUGAUUAAAGUCAUCACAUGAGCAUAUACCCAGCACCAAUGGCGAAAAAACGUUUACCCAAUGCCAACCGCGGGAACACAAGCACUCAGUGAUCAGGAUUACAUCCACAGACUCAAAAUUUGCAACUGCAUUGCAGGUCACAGUGAUGGACAGUUAUUAUGCUAGAGACAUUACAGUCGUCUUAAGACGACUUUGACGUCUAGUUAUAAAACGGUAAAUAUGACAGACGCAUUCAACGUUAGCAUUAACUUUUUCUGUUAAGUACGUUGUUAACAGUCGACUUUAACGUCUCAGACGUUAACUGCUUCUAGUAUAAAAACGGGACGCCGUAAACUGGAAAGUAUUUAUGCUCAGCUACUCCAGAAACGGCUGGAAAAGAUCGGUGUUUUGUCUAUUAUUCAGAGUACUCUUUUUUUCAAUGCUUUCGUCAGCUUUUGUGCCUCGCGUUUUUACGUCAGUCGACUUAAACGUUUCCAACAGUAAAACGGCCAAUGACAUUAGGAGUCAAACAACCUCGUUCCCGGGGUUUCUCUUGAACCCGGCAACGAGGCUCUCUUGGAGGUGAAGCAGGUUUAGAUUUUAGUCUGUUUUCUCCUUUACCUUGCAGGCAGCUGUUGUAUUAAAUGAUAUACUACCUUCGUUGGGAUCCAUGGGUCACUGGUUAGACGAUACCCACAUCCAGCAAGUAUGAACUGUGAAAUUUCAUCACAAAACUGUCUUAUUGGGGAAGUUGAGCAUUUUGUUAAUAUGUAUGGACAUUCAUAUUCCGCUUGCGCCCGUGGUUUUUGCAAAUGUGCUCGUGUAGAGUAAACUUACUUAUACAUUCUGUUGUUGUUGGAGAAUCUUGCGGUUAUUUUACUCGGGUUAUCUUCUGAAGUGGUUAAUGCUGCAGUGUUUCAUGAAGUGACCUUGUCACCCGUUUGAGCCUGUACCAGGGGCCCUAAUUUUUCUUGAGUGUGGUCGAGUGAGCAUACGUCGCGUGGAAGGCGGGGUUUAGAAAAUAAGGGACGUUACCGUCCUUUCUUCGCCUCUGCUCGGAUGGAGCGAUUUUUACUCUUGUUCACUCGACCAACCACUUGAAUUUCGCCCAGAGCGAUCCUAGAGGGAUAAAGGAACAUAAUACACCUGGGUUAUUUACCAAUUGCAAAACUUUCCGGAAAAAGUCCGGUUGGAGAGUAAAUGGAACACGACCUGGUCGUUGCAGCGGACAAUUGCCGGGCGGGAGAAACGGAACAUCUGAAAAGGUAGUCCUGUUUUUCGGGACCGAUUUUUCCAAACAGAAAUAUGAUAGAGCUUCCUGAUAGAGCUUAACGAUAACUGUUUUAUUUCUCCACUCUUCUCUAGACGUUUUGCCUUUGUUUGGAGAGAGCAAUGGGCACAAUAAGAGAUGACAUGGGAACGCUGGUGUCUGCGCUUUCUGAGCUGGUCGUCGGCUAUUUCACUGUCUCGCCACGCAGCGGUAUUCUGGAUGUAGCAGCCACGGUGAGGAUCGAACAUUUAUGGUCUAGUGAUACGAACUGAACUUGCAAAUAGCUACAGUGCAUGCAUUGUAAUACGUAAACGGAUGGAAGCUUUGAAAUUGUGCAAUAAAUUGAAGCCUUUAUCAGAGCUAGUUAUUUGUUUUGAAAUCAAUCAACUUUCCUUCAGAGGGUGCGUCGCUACGCAUGAGCAGUGACCUCUUUAUAAGCUUGGAUUGAAAUUGACGUAGCCUGGAGCGAAACGGUUGCGGAAGAAACUAACGCAGGUUUUUGGAUAAGCGUUGAACACUCCUUCUAGAAAUGGAAAUAGGCGAAUCCUUGUUUACAUUUUUUGUCUUAUUAACAUAUGCUUGUUAUUAUCUGAUGAAGCUAAUAAAAUAAAAUCUCUGAAAAUUUGAGCCCGAUAUACCGAAUAGUUUCGGAGAAAUUCUCUUUGAAAACCCCCAAAUUUUACAAAGAAUGUUCGAGCUCACUAACGUUUUUGUCACCAAACAAUUUGGCAGCUUUUGAUUACCAUAUUUCCUUUGUUAUUGAUUGCAACGAACUGAAAAUUGCACAAACUGCUCAAAUUAACCAGCUCUUUCAACUUUUGAGCCUAAUUUUUACAUACGGCGACGUCACUUAUGGGUUAACUUAUAUGCUACUGAGCAAAAAUGACGUCAGCGAGGAUUCACCCAUACCACAUGUAGGUUUGACCCAAAGCACGGGACCAUGAAUGCUUUAACAGUCACCAACUUAGCUGAUGAUAUUUUGCUGUUUCAGCUUGUAGGAAUGUACGGGAUGCUGGACGAACAUUAUCAGACCAUCCUGCUAGUAUUUCAAAAAAUCACUGCGUCAUCACUUCAGCUGUUACAAAGUAGUAAGUCGUUUUUUCCUCUCGUUUUUAGUUGUGGUUGUCAUAACUGAGUCAUCCACAUUCAACAGGCGGCUUUGCGACCGUAUGAUGCAUUGUUCAACACUGCAACCUGAUUGGUUAGUUCUUGAAGCGGCGGGGCACGGCUUUCAUAUAGCUUAGGUAAAAAUUAAUUGUUUCUUAGUGCGCGGUAAUUUGCCGUGGGGACUGAGCACCAUAAUAUGAUUUUCGUCAGCGUCACUUCAAGUUCAGUAUGUUGUCGGAAGUAUUCUUAUGAUAGAAUGAAGUGCUGAGGGCCGGGUUUCAUACUCCUCACUAUACUGACUUGGGCGAAGAUUCGCUUCCAAAUUGACCAGAAAUCUUCAGACACCGUGAGAAAUCUGCAAGUAUCAAGCAGGAAUGUUAGGGAAUUUCCUGAAUCUUCCUGCAAACAUGAGGACUUCCUCCUUGAUCUCAUCAGGUUACCAAGAUCAGUUUUUUUAUCUUCAAAUCCCUUGUUAAAUUGAUAAUAAUCCUUUUUUUUCUCUUGGGAAUUUAGAUCUGCGAGAAUAUCCGGACAUUCUUCAGUCGUUUAUGCAGUUCGUCAGCCGCGUAAGUGAACUGGGCACUCUAAUCCUGUUUUAAACGAUAUACUAGAUUCAAAGUACUAUCCUAUCGGUUUAGAAUACAUGGAUGGAAUAUGCUUUUUACACUAGCUUGGCGCGCAUUUUUGCCAGAGUUUACGAGAUUAUAUUCCGAACUGAGCAAGUAAGACCUCGAAAAAACACGUUAGCAAAAGCUGUUUAUAUACAUAAAAAAGAAUAAUAAUAAUAAUAAGCUUAAAUAAACUGAGGCUAAAAUAUUUGUUAACAAUUGACCAGUCUCAUGAAAUGCGAAGAAUUAAAUGAAUUACACUUUAGUUCAGAAAUGCAGUCAUUGCGAUUCAUUAGCAAAGAAGUCACUAAGUAUUGAAGAUCAAAUACUAUGUAUAGUUUGUAUUCACCUUGCAGGCUCUUAAAAGUAACGCCAAAUUGGUUUUCGAAGGAGACAGUUACCGAAACAUUUUUCAAUGUGGUUAGUAAUGUUCCAGUAGCAGAUUAAUAAGGUGGAAAUUUUGAGGCGAAAAUAUUAAUUAAUAAGUAGUAAGCUUACCGUUUUAUCGUCUACGUUUUCCUUUGCCUUAUUCGUGUUUUCUGUGCCCUGUGCGUUUACAUGGUACUAUUUCAAAUUUGUAAAUUUGUUAUAUUUUUACUUUUGUCACAUAUAGAAGUGAACGGGUUAAGUAGAAAGAUGCUGCUCGACUAGUGUCUCUUGCAUGGUUCAGUUGAUUGAACGAUCUGUUGGCAUUAUUUACAGGUUUGGCAAUCCUUGAUGUUCAAGAAAGUCAGUCAGUCAGAGCCGCUUGCUCCUUCUUUGUAAGUUUAUCCAUUAAUCCCUUCUAUCAAAGAGUAUGUUAACAACACUGUUCUCCAUAUAUUUUUUACUAUGGAAAGCUGUUCAAAGCAAAGGAAUGUUUUACAAGCCCCUUUAAAAGCUCUCUCACAAAAAAAUGUUUGCUUCAUAAAGCUGCUUACUGACUUAACUUAAUUACAAAUCUAGUGCAAAUUACGAAACAUUUUGAAGAUCAUUUGAAUUCUGUGUAAACCUGGUUAAUGAAACAUGUUUAGUUGGUGUGAAUGGGGCAUUAGGUAUUUUCCAUUACUUUAUGUCGGAUUAUAAAACAGUGCUAUUUUACGGAGAAACUGAAUGUUGGUCACUCAGGCUUACGGCUCAGAGAAGUCUGUAUAUCUAACUUGUUUUUUGAAAACGUCAUAAAGCGUAUAUUUGACUUGUUUAUUAUUUUAACCAUUACUUUUUGUCAGUCAACAUUCAUCGCUACCUGUGAGAGUCAAGAAAAGGCGAAGAAAACGCUGUUAGAAUAUGGAUCAUAUCUUGUCAGUCAAGUAAUCAAGGUAUGCCAUAUGCACCGAUGAGAAUGAUCAAUGAUAUCGUAAGUGAACAGUGUUGGCAUUAGCCAAUCAAGAAAGUAAAGAAGACAAUAACCAGUCAUUGGCUCUUUGUCAUAAGGAAAAUGAAGGAAAAUAUAUACCGUAAAAUUCCGAAAAUAAGCCCCUCCAACUAUAAGCCCCCCAAACUGGUAACGCAAAAAACCCUCCGUUAAAUCGUCCCUCCAAAUAUAAGCCCCCGGAGACUUGUACUUGGAAAAUUGCCCUCAAAUACAAAGUAAAACAAUGAGCAAAACUUUCAACUAUAAGGCUAGCCCAAUCGAGUUUGAAACGCAAAUUUCCCUCCGUAGGUAAGCCCCUCCGAAUAUAAGCCCCUCCAAAAAUAAGCCCCUCAAAAAGGGCCUUUGAAAAAUAUAAGCCCCGGGGCUUAUUUUCGGAAUUUUACGGUAUUUGGGGCGAAGCUCAGGAAACAUGGGACCAAAGACCAAUUUGAAGCGCGGGAAAAAAUGACAGUCGUUGCCAAAGGCGGGAAAACAGAUAGAUGAGUGAAAGAGCGGGAAAACGUGACGUUUGCGCUAUGUAGUUAAAAGUAGCUUUUGUUAGUUUGGUUUCGUUUCUGAUGUUUCAUUUUAUUUCUUUCACUUUCGUUGUUUCUUUUCUUUCCUUUUUAUCCAUUAGGGAAUAGGUGGAGGGGUACCCAGGCAAUGCACUGAUUACAUGGCGGAAAUACUGCUCGCGUUAAACAGCCUCGAUGUGUCUCAGCUGUCUCUAUGGAUGCAGGUAAGAUAACUAGUCAAUAAAAAAAUUGCGGAUGAAUUAAAGUUUCCGGGAAAACUCCCACCUACCCCUCCCCUAAGCCAACAUUUUGCCUUCAGUGAGAAGUAAGUGUUAAUGUUGAGUCAGGGGAGGGGUGGGUGGGCAAUUUCCAGAAACCUAAAUUUACUGUCUUACAUCUUGUGAAAUUUCACAUUGGGGUGGUUUUAAUAAAUCAUGGAGGUGAACUCUUUGUGUUUGCAGGACGUUAUGCAGGUUGAAGGGUUUCCUUCGAAACUGGUUACAUUGACUCAAAAACAACAAUUCACCAGCGCCUUGUUGCGGUGAGUUUUACACUGAAUUGUUUUAAUAUUCUGCGCAGUAAACGUCUUUAUCCGGGAGAGUUUAAAUACACCUCUUUAAGCAGACGUUACUUUGAAAGAUAUUUGUCGCAGUUUAUAUUAGAGGACCAAAAUGGUUGGCAAAAAAUGGGCCCUUCGACGAGAAGCUUGACAUUUUUAGGACAGUUUUUCAUCCAGGGACACUGCAGUUGACACUGUCAGAGGUGUAAGUAAAACAAGAAAAGGUGGAUUUAUAUCAACGGUAUGAAUCAGCGUGUGGCGUUAUUGUUAAAGGUGUUCGCUACUACCAGCCUGCACUACAACAUGCGUUACCAUGUGUCCGUUUCUGAUUGGGUUAAAUCCCCCAGCUUAUUCUUCAUAACCUAAUCCAGUUUUGAAAAGCUUUCAGGUCGUAUUGACUAUUUUAUUAUGUUUUACAGGGACAGGGCACACCGAAGGCGGGUCAAAGAUUCCGUGAAGGAGUUCUCUUUGCUUUGCCGAGGGCUUUAUGGAACUGCUUAUGCUAGUUAAUCUGGUGGCCAAUGUGUAUGACCUCUCGUACAGAGGAACAAAGUUAAAUGUCACGGUGAAAAACAUGCGUGAUUCCACGGAGAACUUUAUCCAGACCUCAACAAAACCUGUAUGGUCUUAAAAUAGCCGACUGAAAUAGAGCUUUUCAUGAGAAGUCAAGAAAAGGCAAUAAGAAUUGAGCGGACAACCUUCUGAUUAUAGCAGCUCUCCUAUUGAUUUCCUAAAUGAUACAGCAGUUCUGAAAUAGACUUCCUUGAAAUGAUGGGCUUUGUAUAGUUGUAAAAUUGCCAUGUAAAGAAGCUAACAGUGCAAAUUUUAAUUGUAGUUUUUUUUUUACGUUGUUGCUAUUGUUUUCUCAUUUUCUUAUCCAGUGUAACUAAAAAACAUCUAGCUGUAUUAAACAAAUUCUUUGCGCAUAAUGGCGUUUUGAAACGUCUGUACAAAAGGUCGUUUCCGAGUUGAAAAACCUUCACUUUCGAAACAAAACCAUGCGCAAAGCCUUUCAUGUAACAAGGAGUUUGAUUUGCAUGACAAUAAAACACUGUUUUCAUAUCAGCGUAGCACUUAGCCUCGUUGUGAAAAAGCUGCAAAAGGACAGAAAAAUAAACUUUAAAACGUGUCUAGGAAGGGAAGCUCAAUUUGAAACAGUCUGGCUUACGUUUUCAAGUUCCAUUCUUUCAUUUGUGAGAAAUGGCUUUCCCGUGCCAACCUCGUUCCCAAUAGGGCCAUGUAUACGAAGAAAAAUAAGACGCGUCUUAAAUAAGACGCGAACUUACCGUAUAAACGGCACAUUUCGUCUAAAAUAAGACGACUUAGCUAAGACGCGUCUUAUUUUAGAACAGCCUUUAACACCUGUUCUUAGAUAAGACGCGUCUUAGCUAAGACGAGAAAAACUUCGUAUAAAUGACCUCCGCGUCUUACAUAAGACGCGAACGCAUUGUACGCAUGCGUUAAUUUUUGGCGGGCCACGUUGGAUUGCCUUUGCUACGGGCAAUAUCCACAUGAAAACGAGUCAAGAACAGAAAUAAGACGCGAACCAUUUAUACGAGCUGUUCUCGUCUUAGAUAAGACAUGCUCGUAUAAAUGGUACAGUUCGCGUCUUAUUUAAGACGCGUCUUAUUUUUCCUCGUAUAAAUGGCCCUAAUGUCUCGCUGUUUCCCAUGCUGCAUGGGGCGGAGAGAUGAAAUGUCACUGGGAACGAGGCCGGUUGAUUUGCUGAAGAAUUUCCAUCUCUGUAAAGUUUUCAAUUAAUCCAUAGUCUAAAAGUUAAUUGGAUCAAAACCGUUUCUGAUCCACCAGUCAUUAUAGAUCACUUUAUUGUUCAAAUCUGACCUGUUUGCUUUGAAAACAGAGAUUUUAAAGGACGGAAUUAGCGCCGGCUGAAAUUGUCAUUACCAUCUCACCGGCAUAGAUAACUAAACACCAAUUUCGGGUUGUCGCGUGAAAAUCCAUAGAUACUGAUGUUUCUCGACGGUUAGCUUCAGUAUUAUAUAAAAAGCGACUGUGUGCCUAUUAGCUACUUUAGGUAAAUAAAAGUCAUGCAUGGCUUGAUUUAUUUUAGUACCUGUCUAUUAAAGCAAACAUUUCACAUGUUUUGGUUUCUAAACAUGCGCUAACUUCAACAAGUUUAGAAACCUUCAUCAGAAUUACGCCAUUUUAUAGCAAUUUUCGCAGCCUUGGCUAGGAAGCAAAGAGGCUUUUCGUGGGAAGUGAAGUCAAGGAAAACGCGAAGACGUUCUGCUUAUACCACCUUUUUGAUUUGUGCCGGAUUAUUCAACAUGCCCAAAAAGUUGCGGGAGAAAGACAAGUCAGCGUCGACAGCUUUGCUCGAGGCGAUCGUCAUGUUACUUUUCACCGUUGUUACUUUCAUGUUUUUUCUUUAAGGACAUCUACUCGUUUAACUUUUAAAGCUAAUUUGGGUGUGGUUAUUAUGGCUUACAGAUACUUUGAAAGAUACAAAUGCUUUAAAUAUAUCAAGACUACAUGGAUUGACUGAUAAUGGUACUGACAAUGUUUUGGGGAACAGACUGUCAUGUGAUAAUCGCGUGGAUUUCUCAAGAAGAAAAUGAAGACCCAAAAAGGCCGUGUGUAUAUGCGUUUUGUAACAAGACUGAGUUAAAUAUGAACUUUUUAAGUAAUAAAACUCACACGGUUUUAUGACUCUUUAUCCCCUUGGACAAAGCGGGAUCGGCGAAGACUUACUCUAACAUUGUUUGACUUCUGCAUUUAAAAAGAUGUUUUUGAUUUCAUUGCUUUAAAAUUAAAAGGACAGCUGACGUUUUUUACUGUUAUCCUUCCUCCAGGCAAAGGAAAGGCA
Messenger RNA from Porites lobata, 18498 nucleotides. The record is from the annotation of a GenBank genome assembly. Lineage: Eukaryota; Metazoa; Cnidaria; Anthozoa; Scleractinia; Poritidae.